Cydia fagiglandana is the source of this 1976-nucleotide messenger RNA. RefSeq lists its product as uncharacterized. The record is from RefSeq and is a predicted model, not a curated record. The coding region runs from base 19 to 1929 and encodes 636 amino acids. Lineage: Eukaryota; Metazoa; Arthropoda; Insecta; Lepidoptera; Tortricidae. The transcript has a single exon.
UGAAAUACACGCUUUAAAAUGAAUAUAGAAGAAUGCAAUCAUAUACGAAUAAGAGAUAGCAAUAAUUAUGCGAUGAAUGUGGAGCGAACAAUAAAACAGAUAGAAGACCUUUACCAGAUCGAUUUCCGAACAUUACCCCAAUGGCAAAAACUUGUACAACGAAUGCAUCUUCCAAUUACAGACUGCAAGCGAAAAAUUCAAGAUUCAAAACGUCGCAAAGCCACUAUCAUCGACAAACUAUGCAUAGAAUCAUGUAGGCCAUCACCCUUUGAGCUUACGGAUGAAUUGGCUAGGACUGCUAAGAUAUGGAAAGCAAUGCAAGCCAAUCUGAAGAUGAAGAAAAAAUCUAUUUUAAAUUUAACAGAAUCCCUUCAUAAAAGUGUACAUUCUGAAACUGAAUAUGAUGAAAUGCUGGCUGAUGAAAGUUUAGGACACCCAAACACCGAAGUUAAUGCAUCUGUGGAGCCAACUAUAGUAAAAAGUGAACCGGGUACAAGUACAAAAUCACAAAACUCACAUUUACCUCCUCUUAUCAGCAUAAAUCCGCACAGACGUAUAUCUUUGUUAAAUUCUGAUCAAAGCUUAAGCCACCAUCCAGCUGUAAUAGAGCCUAUAAAUUGUGCGAAGGAGCCUGAUGAAUGGUCAGUUUUACCCCAAAGCACAAAUUUAAUUAGCGUUCCAAAUAUGAUCACUAUUGAAAACCAAUCUCUAAUCGAACAAACCAUAUCGUUUGCAUUGAUUACCUUCAGUAGUAACCCGUAUUUAAAUUUGCGGUUCAAGGGAUUAACUGAUAAUACGCCAUUUAGACGAGCAAAAAUUAUUCCAAAUUAUCCGGUAAAAUUAUUUCCAGGUUUAGCAGUAAAUUUUAAGUUUGUUUUCGAACUUCAACCGAAUCCAAAAGAUUUUGUGGUUAAUUUAUUUUUUAAAGUGAGGCAGAGAGUUUUUGCUGAAGCUCCAGUGGAAGGAUUUAGCUUGCCAGUAGUCGGUACUUUCUAUAUAAAACCUGAGGCCAUACGUUUUACCGAAGAAAUAAAUAUACCACCUACGUACUUUUGGCACAUCAAUGCAAAAUGUGGUUUUCCCUUUAGUGGUGUUACUAUAGAAGUGCCUGAUAACCAUUGCUACAACUUGCAUAUAACCAAACGGAACAUGAAUCUGGUUCAAGGAUCAGAACAUGGUAUUUUCUCAGUGGAGCCCAUGACUCCCACCUCGGAAAUAGCUCAAAAAGAUCUUGACGAAGAAGUUACAGCUCAGAGUAAAUCAGUCGUUUCCUCGAUUGCAUGCCAGGAAGAAAUCGAAUUAGCCUCGAUUACAAACUUUAUUAUAUUAUCAAUAACUGAUGCCAUUGAACGGGCAUUAGAUGUUUUUGUUUUCGAAAAAACAUAUUUACCUUUGAAGCCCUUUUCAAAACAAACUAUUAAAGUUUACCAAACAAAAUUCGAACACAUAGGUUUCCAUCAAAGUCUUUAUGAGUUCAAAUUCACGGACCCUGAGACGGAAGAAACUCUUUGUAAAACAGUUAAAGUUUUCGGUGAAGCUUUACUGAAUCCUGUACAAAUUGAACCCGGUUUACUUGAUAUGACUGUGUCACCUAUCGUUCAAGGACGUUGUGAAGAUCACUUUAAAAUCACCAACAGUAACAAGAUAUAUCCGGUUACAGUAAAAAUUAAACUCACAUCAAAAAUGAAACAGCUGAUUAGUAUAACUCCCAUGGAAACUUUGAUACCUACUACCACGAGUGUCAGUUUUUUAGUAGGUUUUUGUUCUAAAGAUUUAAAUAAAAAUAUAAGGGAAGAUUUUGUACAUCUGACAAUUAAAAUUAUUGUGAUUGGAAAUAAGUCCCUGUAUCGUAAUGUGCCACCAAUAUAUUAUGAGAUUAUAGCACCUUGUUCAUCAGAAUUUUUAAAAUUGUACAAUUUUUGUGAUUAAUAUUUUGUGUACCUACCUAUUUGCUUUGAUGCACCAUUAUGUUAUUU